UAGGUAAAUAUCCAGCUUCCACUUCCUUCUCCUUUAUCAACAAAACCACACGCUGUCAAGGAGUCAUAGGUCCUCCCUCCCAUGAUGACAUGGUUGGUAAUGAUCUCUUCCUAUUAAAGUGCAAGAGCUAUCUGAGUGUGUUUACUCAUCUCACCCAUUUGCUUACAAGAAGAAACCCCUUCAAUUCCCCUCAAAGUUUGGUUUUUCUGUGCAUUUUAGUCAUCAAUGGCUGCAGCUUCAAGUGAUUCCAUACCCUCUGUAAACAAGGCUUGGGUGUACUCAGAAUAUGGAAAGGCUGCAGAUGUUUUGAAACUUGAUCCCAAUGUUCCUGUUCCUGAAAUAAAGGAAGACCAGGUGCUCAUCAAGGUGGUUGCUGCAGCUCUUAACCCAGUUGAUUAUAAGAGGAUGUUUGGGUAUUUUAAGGCCACUGACUCUCCUCUACCUACGGUUCCCGGGUAUGAUGUUGCUGGUGUGGUGGUGAAGGUGGGAAGCCAAGUAACAAAGUUUAAGGUGGGGGAUGAAGUAUAUGGGGAUCUCAAUGAGAAAGCUUUGGAGAACCCAACAAGGUUUGGGUCUUUGGCAGAGUACACUGCUGCAGCAGAAAGAGUUUUGGCUCUCAAACCCCAAAAUCUGAGUUUUAUUGAAGCUGCUAGCCUUCCCCUGGCUAUUGAGACUGCCUAUGAAGGGCUUGAACGAACUGAAUUUUCUGCUGGUAAAUCCAUUCUUGUUUUAGGAGGCGCUGGGGGAGUGGGAACACAUGUUGUUCAGCUAGCAAAGCAUGUUUUUGGUGCUUCAAAAGUAGCAGCAACUGCAAGCACUAGAAAACUGGAGCUGUUGAGAAGCUUGGGUGCUGAUUUGGCUGUCGACUACACCAAGGAGAAGUAUGAAGAACUGCCUGAGAAAUUUGAUGUGGUAUAUGAUACAGUUGGGGAGUCUGAUAGGGCAGUGAAGGCAGUGAAAGAAGGAGGGAAGGUAGUGACAAUAGUACCAGGUCCAGUAGCAGCAGGGGCCUUCAUAUUUAUACUGACUUCAACUGGGACUAUAUUGGAGAAGCUGAAGCCAUACUUGGAGAGUGGGAAGGUGAAGCCGGUGCUUGAUCCCACAAGCCCAUAUCCCUUUUCCAAGACUGUUGAAGCAUUUGCUUACCUUGAAACCUCCAGGGCUACAGGGAAGGUGGUUGUGCAUCCCAUCCCAUAAGAAAGAUGGAAGAGAUUGUGCAGGCAGGCAGGCAAUCAGUCAGUUUGUGGGUUAUGUAUUUCUAAUCUGCUGGUUGUGUAAACCUAGUGUUGUAAUAAUGGGGAUGUGAGAUGCUUAUAUUUUAUAAUAUGAAGUUGGGAGUUUUGGAUAUGUAUAUGGGCUGACUUGGGGAAAGUAAGAAAAAAAAAAGAAAUUAAACUUUUUUCCAAGUGCAUUGUUAUGUUCUAUGACAGGAUUUGUAACUUGCUAUUCUCGGGCCUAGUUUAUAAAAAUUUAACUACAUAAAAAGGAUAAUUUCUUAGU
This is a messenger RNA of Prunus persica (peach), 1500 nucleotides long. RefSeq names its product 2-methylene-furan-3-one reductase. The record is from RefSeq and is a predicted model, not a curated record. The coding region runs from base 226 to 1197 and encodes 323 amino acids. The transcript has 4 exons. NCBI's taxonomy places the organism in Eukaryota, Viridiplantae, Streptophyta, Magnoliopsida, Rosales, Rosaceae. Gene Ontology annotation, molecular function: oxidoreductase activity, acting on the CH-CH group of donors, NAD or NADP as acceptor; zinc ion binding.